Molecule: messenger RNA, 2214 nt
Organism: Kwoniella botswanensis
Lineage: Eukaryota; Fungi; Basidiomycota; Tremellomycetes; Tremellales; Cryptococcaceae
Product: acetyl-CoA carboxylase, biotin carboxylase subunit
Exons: 15
Coding region: 1-2214 (737 amino acids)
Cellular component (GO): mitochondrion
Molecular function (GO): metal ion binding; methylcrotonoyl-CoA carboxylase activity; ATP binding
Source: RefSeq, a predicted model, not a curated record
AUGAGAGCCAUCUCACGUCGACUUCCCACGGGAGCUGUCACUCCUCUCAUCACCAGAUCGAGGCUUCUACCCACCUACACCCGAUCGCAUAGACUAUAUAGACAACUCUCUUCCCUACACUCUACGAACCUUUCCUCUUCCUCGACUCAUACCUCCAAUCUGGUCAACAAUACCUCAAUCGUCAAACCUCACUUCAGAAAGAUCCUCAUCGCUAAUAGAGGCGAGAUAGCAUGUCGUAUUAUCCGAACUGCCAGGAAACUAGGAGUGAAGACCGUAGCAGUAUUCAGUGAGGCUGACAAGGGCUGUAUACAUGUACAAAUGGCAGACGAAGCGUAUUGUAUCGGACCAGCACCAAGUUCUGAAAGUUAUCUGAAUAUCGAUAAGAUCUUGGCAGUAGCUAAAGCGACAGGAGCAGAGGCAAUUCAUCCAGGAUACGGAUUCCUAUCUGAAUCUUCAGUUUUCGCAGAACGGAUCAAAGAUGCAGGUCUGGUAUUUAUCGGACCUCCCACAUCAGCUAUCAAGAGUAUGGGAUCGAAGAGGGAAAGUAAGGAGAUAAUGACUGCUGCUGGCGUUCCUUGUGUACCAGGAUAUCACGGUGCCGACCAGUCCCAUUCUGCUCUUUCAAAAGGAGCAGAACAAACCGGCUAUCCCCUCCUUAUCAAACCAACUCACGGAGGAGGUGGGAAGGGUAUGAGGAUCGUUAGAGACCCUAAAUCAUUUGAAGAUGAAUUGAUCUCAGCUAAAAGAGAAGCUAUAAAAUCGUUUUCGAAUGAUGAGGUACUGCUGGAGAGAUGGCUAGAGAAACCUAGACAUGUCGAAGUUCAGGUUUUUGCUGAUACGUUUGGGAACACGGUGGCGUUGGCUGAGAGGGACUGUUCUGUUCAGAGAAGACAUCAGAAGAUAAUCGAAGAAGCCCCAGCACCUGGACUGAGUCCUGAGCUCAAAAAGGAUUUCGCAGAGAAAGCCGUGGCUGCUGCCAAAGCGGUCAAUUAUGUUGGAGCAGGAACAGUUGAGUUCAUCAUGGAUGCUGAAACUGGGGAAUACUUCUUCAUGGAAAUGAAUACCCGAUUACAAGUAGAACAUCCUGUCACCGAGAUGGUUACUGGUAUCGAUCUGGUUGAAUGGCAAUUGUCCGUGGCAGCUGGAAACUCACUACCAUUAACUCAAGAGCAAAUACCUUGCAAUGGUCAUGCAUUCGAGGCUAGAAUCUACGCCGAGAGACCCGAAUCCAACUUCUUGCCCGACGCUGGAAAGUUACUCCAUACCAAAGCACCCGUGAACGUGCCCCAUCGACUGGAGACGGGAUUCUGGGAAGGGGAUGAAAUAAGUUCGUACUAUGAUCCAAUGAUCUCCAAACUUAUCGUCCAUGGACCCGAUCGAUCGUCUGCCCUUUCGCUCCUACGCUCAGCCCUAGGUGAAUAUCAAGUUGUAGGUCCAUCGACCAAUAUUGAAUUCCUCAAAUCAGUAGCGGGCCAUGAAGUCUUCGCAAGCGGUCCUGUAGAAACCAGUUUUGUGCCUACCUACCACACCGACCUCUUUCCCGCACGUCAUAUCCCCACUGAAGUCCUGGCUCAGGCGGCACUCUACCUCACUCUUAGAUCUGAGAAAGCCCAUCAAAUACUAGGUGAUGGGCCUUGGUCUAAAUUAGUUGAUCUAAGAUUCGGUGACGAGGUAAUCAAGGAAUAUAAGAUAGAUGACCAUCUCAUCAAACUUAAGCACACCGAUAAAGGGUAUUCUGUCAGUAUAGAUUCACAAGAUUGGAUUGAUAUCUCAUCGAGUAUGUUGAACGAAGAAGGUAUAGAAUUAAUCAGUGAGAUUGAGAAUAAUCACGUGAAAUCAACUAUUAUUCCUGUCGCCUCAACUGGACAUGGGCAUGGUCAAAUUGGAGAAGAGAAAUUGCAUAUAUUUGCAUCUUCUUCACAUUACAUCCUUACUCAUCGACCUACAUUAUUGGAAGAUCCAUCUUUAUCCACAUCCACUUCUAACGGUAGUAACCAAGAUAAACUUGUAUCGCCUAUGCCAGCUACUGUAAUAGAAGUGAAAGUAAGAUCUGGAGACGAGGUAAAAGAGAAUCAAGUGCUGGUAGUGCUAGAAAGUAUGAAGAUGGAAAUAUCCAUUAGAGCAUCUAAAGAUGGGGUCGUUGGUGAAGUGAAUGUGGAGAAAGGAAAGGUCGUUCAGGAAGGUGAAGUGUUGGUUGAGUUGGCGAAGCAAUAA